This is a messenger RNA of Trichobilharzia szidati, 621 nucleotides long. NCBI's taxonomy places the organism in Eukaryota, Metazoa, Platyhelminthes, Trematoda, Strigeidida, Schistosomatidae. The record is from the annotation of a GenBank genome assembly.
AUGACCGGUGGUAGUACACAGAUAUCAGAGGAGUUCACAGAAGUCAGCUUGAUAUAUCGUCAACAUUAUGAAAAUUGGAUAUUAUGGAGGAAUUCCAUUCUAUUUCUAUUACUACUUUGUACUGGAAUAUUUAUAUCAAUUGAUUUAUAUAAUAUAUCUGAUAAAAAGUUUAAUAAUUUCCACUGGAAUAAUCAUCCACACUUUGGUCGUCAACAUUCUCAAAUAUUGAAUUCAUUGAAUAUCAUUAGAGAUUUAGUAACGGCAAGUGACUACUAUAUAACUACUACUGAAAAGGUGUCAAGUAGUAUAAGCAGCAGUAGUAGAAGUAGUAGUAGUAGUAGUACAAGUUCUCUUAUGAAUGAUGAAUCUGGUGACAAUAAUAAUAACAGUGAUCGGGAUUUAUAUGCAAAUGAGGGAAAAUUGAAUAGGACUGCUAUGAAACAUCAUUAUUCUAAUAAUAAUAAUAAUUUAUUUAGACGGAAUGUUCAGUUACAACGUUUGACUAAAUCAUGCCUUAAUAUGGAAUCUAUUGAUUGGAAUAUGAUACUGCGGAGAGAUAAAACAUAUUAUCGUUAUGAAUUUGACCGUCUUUUUAUCAUUUUAAAGUACAAUUUGAUUUGA